Molecule: messenger RNA, 783 nt
Organism: Musa acuminata AAA Group (dessert banana)
Lineage: Eukaryota; Viridiplantae; Streptophyta; Magnoliopsida; Zingiberales; Musaceae
Product: cytochrome P450 71A1-like
Exons: 2
Coding region: 1-783 (260 amino acids)
Molecular function (GO): iron ion binding; oxidoreductase activity, acting on paired donors, with incorporation or reduction of molecular oxygen; monooxygenase activity
Source: RefSeq, a predicted model, not a curated record
AUGAGAAAGGGAGAGGGUGAUACCGAUGUGAUCCUUUCGCUCAAAUGCCAAUGUUUGAAGCUGAAGGAGUACCAUCAAACAAAUGGAGUUGACAUUGUCCUCCUAGCCAUCACCCUUGCCUCUUCUCCCCUCUCCUCUUCCUCUAUUAUCGUUGUCAUCCUCACUAGUAGAACAGGACUUUGGCCUGUUCUAAAGCCGGCCAAAGUCCUCUUCGACGGGUGCAAGGACUUGGGCUUCUCGCCCCACGGUGAGCACUGGAGGCAGCUCAGGAAGAUCUGCGCCUUCCACCUCUUGAGCUCCACAAGAGUGCAGUCUUAUCGGCUCAUUAGGCAGGAGGAAGUGGGUUUCAUGAUCCGGAAGAUCUCCUCUCAAGCUUCGCCGACGACGAGCGUCGACAUGUCUGAGAUCUUUUACUCCUUCGCCAACGAUAUGUUAUGUCGAGUUGUUUCGAGGAAGUUCAACAGAGAAGAGGGGAGGAACGUGGUGUUCGGCGAGCUUAUCCGGGAGUUUUCGGUGCUACUGGGCAAGUUCUACGUGGGGGACUACUUCCCAUGGCUGGGUUGGCUAGAUGUAUUGUUUGGCUCUAUGGAGAGAACCAAGAAGACCAAGAAGAGAUGGGAUGAUUUGGUUGAUGGGGUGAUCCAAGAACACGAAGAUCGAUCAGCUGAAGGUGAUGAUGGCGAGAGGGACUACGUGGAUGUUCUGCUCUCUCUUCGGGAGGAUCGAGGAGGGAAUCAUGCUCUCCUGACUCCACAAACCAUAAAGGCACUUCUGAUGGUAUGA